This is a messenger RNA of Marchantia polymorpha subsp. ruderalis, 2242 nucleotides long. The record is from the annotation of a GenBank genome assembly. NCBI's taxonomy places the organism in Eukaryota, Viridiplantae, Streptophyta, Marchantiopsida, Marchantiales, Marchantiaceae.
GAAGAGGAUCGUCAGAACCUCGGAAGCUCGGAGAAGGGCUCAGCGUUCUCGAUCGAUGAGCAUUUGGGGGCUCGAUCCGGCUCGAUGGAAUCUUCGCAUCCUUUCCUCGAUCGGUCGCCGAAGUGACAGUCCAGCCGCAGGACUCGCUCGAUACCGCUCGAUACCGUUGCAUCUUGGGGGGAUGGGGAGCCACGUGCUGGUCCGGUUACUCGGUGAAUAUGGACCGUCGUCCCAUCGAGUGCCUACAGUCAUACCUGGAGCAGCAGAAAGUUGUACGGGAGAGGUUUGGAUCGCAGCUCUGUGGCAUCAUCGUGAUUAAGAAGCACGAUCGACUCGAGCAAUUGCGGAUUUGUCAACCUCGCUCGCUCACACACGUCUUUGGGCCGAGCUGUUGUGAAUUUGUCGGUCCUCGACUCCCGUCGAAGGUAUUUGGAGAUGGCGCCGACGAGUCCCCCGAGAACGAUCCCGCGACGCAGAUUGGGAACUCAAGGCCUGGAGGUGUCUGCUAUAGGACUGGGGUGUAUGAACUUCGUCGGCGUUUAUAGUUACGGGAGGAAUUCACUGGGCGAGGACGACGCCGUCGCCUUGAUCCAACACGCAUUCCACAACGGCGUCACAUUUUUUGACACAUCUGAUGCCUACGGGCCAUUGACGAGCGAGAUCCUGCUGGGAAAGGCAAUCAAAGACUUACCUCGAGACAAAGUACAGAUUGCUACAAAAUACGGGUACGUAAUUGAAGCUGGGCGUAUGGUGGGUGUCAGAGCUGAUCCGGAAUACAUCCGGGAGCGGUGUGAAGCAAGCUUAAAGCGAUUGGGUGUUGAGUAUAUUGAUUUAUACUUCCAGCAUCGCACUGACACCACGGUCCCCAUCGAAGUCACGGUCGGAGCACUUAAGCAGCUGGUGGAAGAAGGAAAAGUGAAGUACAUCGGACUGUCGGAGGCAAGCGCGAGCACCAUUCGCAGAGCUCAUGCCGUUCAUCCUAUCACCGCGAUUCAGAUCGAAUGGUCUCUGUGGACACGAGAUAUUGAAGAAGAGAUUGUACCCGUUUGCAGAGAGCUCGGGAUUGGCAUCGUGCCAUACAGUCCCCUAGGAAGGGGUUUCUUCGCGGGAAAAGCUGUUGUCGAGAAACUAGAGGACGGUGACCGGAGAACUGAUGUCCACCCCAGGUUCGCCGCAUCGUGCAUCGACAAGAACAAGAUCUUGUACGAACGCGUUGCAGCUCUAGCUGCGAGACACGGAUGCACACCAGCGCAGCUUGCCCUCGCUUGGGUCUUGCAUCAAGGCGAAGACGUCGUCCCCAUCCCUGGAACGAGCAAAAUAUCGAACCUGGACAUGAACCUCGUCGCUGCUCACAUCAAGCUCGAUGCACAUGAGCUGGCAGAAGUAACAGCUGCCGUUCCCGAGGCUGAAGUCGCAGGAGCCAGAGCUAAUCCCGUGAUGGCAGCGAAGAUGUGGCACGCUGCGGAAACGCCGCCUUUGAAGCAAUAGAGGAACGAAGUGUUUGCCGGUCUUCAUUUAUACUCGACCCACUCACGCAGUUCGUCUCGUUUUCAACUCAGUUCCCAUGUCGACUGCUCUGUCUGUCUGUCGAAGAAACUUGGGUUGUAACUCGGUUUAGGCCCUUGCCGUGCAAGGUUCGUGUCCAACCGACUGCGGUGGAGUCGUGACAACCGAGUACGGCUCUAAGUGUGCACGAGAGAUCUCAAAACAAGAGUGAAUGUUGCACUUCAUCUUAAUGGAAGCGAGGUGAAGAUUCUGGAUCAACCGUACACGCAAUGCAAAUGGCUGUCCCACCAUUCCAUCGUGAGUGCUGGUUUAUGACCUAUCAGUUGAAUAAACACAUGGAGAAAGUCGAGAUACGCAGACCUUUCUGAAAUUGGAUCUUUCUGCUGCUGCGUGGGUUUGCUGGUAAGAGGUUUCGUCGAUUUCGUGGGUGUUUGGUGAAACAAACAACACAACUGGAGAAGCUCUUCUUGCCUAUUUUCACGUACGGGCAUGAGCUCUCGCCGAUGGCGGCUGGGCUUUGGAAGAGGUCACGGCUUCGACUUUCGAUUCACUUCGUUCCCAUGGAUAUCUGAUUAGAUUGAGAGAACUUUUGAUCCAAGAAUACAACUGUCAAGAACUCACAGACGCACGCGCAGUGCGUGAAAUUUGUCUCGCUCGUCUCCACUUUGGAUUCAACGUCUUAGUUCACUCCAUCUGCUUGACAACAUACAUGUAGUUCAUUAUCGAUGCAAAAAGU